Messenger RNA from Anneissia japonica, 1988 nucleotides. Its product is annotated as COMM domain-containing protein 9-like. The transcript has 7 exons. Bases 69 to 710 code for a protein of 213 amino acids. NCBI's taxonomy places the organism in Eukaryota, Metazoa, Echinodermata, Crinoidea, Comatulida, Comatulidae. The record is from RefSeq and is a predicted model, not a curated record.
UCCACUCUCUGUCAACAGGCAGCACCGUAUUGCGUCGCCCGAUUGCCGAAUCAGAUGAUCAAGUUGGGAUGGCAGAUACGGAUUUUGAAGUAUUAAACUUGCUGUUGAAGGCUAACUCAAAAGAGUUUGUGGUCCAGUUAUGUCAAGAGGCAUAUACGUACUACAAUGCGCUAAGUUAUCCUGACAAGGUAAUCCUCAACACAGCGAAUGUACUUGGAGUCGACCAUGCUGAUAGCGUGCAGCUUUUCCAUUCAUUAGGAUGUCUGAUUCAAUAUGCAUUGUAUGUGGGCUGUUCAAGUGUUGCAUCNNNGAAAACAAAGAUGGCACUGCUUUUUAAACCAAAAAAAAUAAUUAUUCUUGUAUCAAUUUUAGAUGAUUUCCAUAAAAACCUCAAAGACCUACUAUCAAAAAUCAUAGCUGAGUACUUACCAACUUGGCGAAAAAGUGCUGUGGAUAACCACGUGUCCUUACCACGAUUAACCGACUUUGACUGGCGUGUUGACGUUAAGACAAGUUCAGAUUCAAUAUCACGAAUGUCCGUACCAACCUGUAUCCUCAAACUGAAGACACGUGAGAAUGUGAGAAGCGGUUCGGAAGUCAACUGUGAUUCAUCCGUGGACUUAGAAUUAAAUAAGGAGACACUGGACACUAUGCUUGAUGCAUUAGGAAAAAUCAGAGAUCAACUUGACUCAGUCGUUACAAAGAAAUAGACAACGACGACAUCAAUACCGUUCAUUCAGUUCAAGAGUUUAAAUUAACUACUGUUCAUUUUUCAUAAUCGUUUUCCUUCUGUAAUUCACCAAUGUGAAAAUGCGUGGCGGCAUAAUGAUCAUAUUUCAGCGAUGCCGUAAGUAAGAUGUAACCUGUGCUUGUUGAUGUCAGGGAUACUAAAAGUUUUACAUUGAACAACAAAUAUUUUUGCAGCACAACAUAAUAUAUUAUAUGAUGAUAAUGAAUUUCAUAUAAAGGAUGAAUAGGAAUGAAUAUAUUUUAGAUUAUACAUAAAUCUAUAUAAGAAACAAAUAUUGUAAUUUCUUAAAAUAUUGUUAUUAUUACUGCUACUAUACUACUGCUCCAGUAAUGUUAUAGUCAGUGUGAUGAAAGAGUGGCAUAUUUAGGAGUUUUAAAAUUGGGGUAGGGGCUGAUGGGGGGGCUUGAUCAUAAAAUGAGGGGCACUAGCUUGCAAAAUAUUGUGAUAUGAGGUGAUUUUUAGCUACUUGACCAUACUUUUUUCCCUCAAUUCCAGUUGGGUAGGGGAGCUGACGACUGGAUGUGGUGGGGGAAGGUGUUCACAUCCUGUGCUUCCUCUAGACACACCACAGCUUGAAAGUUUGAAAAAAACUGGACAAUUGGUACUAAAAAUAUGCGGUAGUUGUUGGGACAACGGUUUAGUUAUCAACCUUGAAGUGGGUUUCUUAAGCGUUGCGCUGUUCAUUUUGCUUUUGUUGGCACUCUAUGUUUGCCUCUCUCUACCCAAGAAGUACAAAUAGGUACCAUGGUAAGAAAUUGAGGCAGAAUGUAUUUGUUUGCACAAUGCAGCACAAGUAAGUGGAGAUUGCACUUUAUAUGGAUCUAUUGACCAAUGUUAAUAACAUUUCAAGAGCCUUGUUUUUCAAGCCAAAAGGGGUGGUACAGUAUAAACAAAAUUCUGUAUUAAGUAACACAGAAAAUUCUUUUCUAAAUUUGCAAAUUGUGUAGCAAAUAUGAAUAGUGCCACAAAUUGGCAAAAGAAGGUCUAGUAAAGUUUAAAAAUUGUCUCAUUUUUUAAAUGUCAUAUGUAGAGGAUAAGUCUGGAAUUGUAUUGUACCACGCAUUAAGUUGGCCAUACGCAUUAUGGAUUGCUCCCUUAACGUGCGUUAAUGUGAGGUAUUUUUUCCAUCUACACAUUGUGUAAUGUACUAAGAAUACUGUAUAAUAAAAUAACGUAAAGAGGAGUGAUUUGGAAAUAAAAUGAAAUAAAAAAAAGAAAAGUGAAAAGAAGAAACUUA